Molecule: messenger RNA, 2478 nt
Organism: Parastagonospora nodorum SN15
Lineage: Eukaryota; Fungi; Ascomycota; Dothideomycetes; Pleosporales; Phaeosphaeriaceae
Exons: 6
Coding region: 1-2478 (825 amino acids)
Biological process (GO): telomere maintenance via telomerase
Cellular component (GO): telomerase catalytic core complex
Molecular function (GO): telomeric repeat DNA binding; telomerase RNA binding
Source: RefSeq, a predicted model, not a curated record
AUGAAGAGAAAACCCGCGACGCAUGCGAGUGGGGGUCCUCGCAAGAAGGCCAGGCGCGACAAACCUGCCUCGGCCUCACCACCUGGCCCUGACCAUCCAGUGCUGCGGCGUCUCUACCCCCAGGUCCUGACUCUACGCCACCAUAUACUAUCUCGACUGCCCAAGUCCUCGAAGGGCAGGCGGCGCCGCAUAGCCCAGCUCGGACUGGCGACAUCCGCUCACGACGAUGCCCCAACACGUGAUCUUGACGUCCAACUGGGACAGCUGCUGGACUUGGCCCUGAUUGGCUGCGUCCCAGAUGCAGAGCCCGGGAACAUCCAACACGAGGCCAAAGAACGCGACCGCGACCGCGAACUCGAGAGCUUCACCCAGCAGCGUUCGCAGAGCAAUUCAGGCGGCACCUUCAAGUCUGCUCACAAGCCAUCGCACUUGCUGUGCCACGGCUUCCAACGCGCUGCCCACGCAGGGCGGACACACAACGAGCAUGGCGAGCCUACUUCCUCUGUGCCUGGCUUGGUCGAACGGUCACCGAACAGCCAUGUGCGCACGCUGAAAGAGCCGACAUGGUGCAGACUACUUGCUUUGCUCGGCCAGCGUGGCGAUCGUAUCAUCAUCGACAUGCUUCUGGACUGCGCCAUCUUUCUGCCUGUCACUGGUGGAAUCGGCAAUUACAUUCAGCUCAGUGGCAUACCCAUGUCAGACUUGAAGCCAGAUGAGAAACAGAAAGAACAAACGCUGCACAAUGAAACCAAUCAACCCACCAAAAGUGUCCCGUUGAACCAGCAUGGCGAGAAUCGGAGCCCUAGCGCCAUCACCUUUGUCCGCAGUCGCAUGUUGCAGUUUGGCCUACACAAUGCAUUUACGUCCAAGGUCGAUCGUCGAGAGACUGCCAUGCCCUUCAAGGACUACACAUUGCGUGAGAAAGAGAUCCACCAAAGCAUGUGUAGAGCCCUUGGUGACAAGGCCACUGACCCGGAAGAGACGAGAAAGUGGAAAACGCGUGUACCAAAGCGUCUGCGUGGUGCUACUGUGGAGCUGAUAGACAGAAUGCGAACCUUGAACCAUCGAUGUUCGUACACUGAGCUGCUCCGCCAUUAUUGUCCUGUCGAGGUACGUAUGGUGCUCAAAUCCUGCAAGACGGCCGUGCUAACGCGACAGACCCUGCCACUCUCAUCCAAGCCCGAAUGGAGAAAACACAACGUUCGACCAGACUCCGAGAACAGCGGUCCCUCUACUGACAGUCCGAAUGAGAGUAACCUGAUGACUGGCCCUAAAAACGACAAUUCGACUGAGCAGGCGUGUUUCACAGACAUGGCGUGCUCUACUGCUGAUGUCUCGGCUUUCUGCCGUGCCGUGGUGGCAAGGGUCAUACCAAAUGCUUUUUGGGGCGACGAAAGCAACAAGCGUGUCAUCAUAAACAGACUUUUCUACUUCCGUCAUGAUGUCUGGCGCAUGCUCACCGAGUCGUCAUUGACGGCAUUGAAGUCAAGCAUGUUCGAGCACAUGCCUACGGAGCGUACAACAAAACUGUUGUCGAUGCGACCGCUCGGCUUCAGCAAGAUCCGACUGUUGCCAAAAAAUAUGUUCCCCAAACUGGCAGCCUUCAAGGCGUCUCUGAAACAGCGCAAUCUUGAGCAAGGCCCACUUUACUUCGCCAAAGUUGAUGUACAAACAUGCUUCGAUACCAUACCACAGCAACGGCUAUUAACAAUGGUCGAGAGCCUCAUGUCUAUGCAAACGUACCAAACGGGCAAGCACGUUGAAAUUAGCCCUCUAGGUGCUUUGCAAAAGCUAGACGGACAGCACAUUGAUCCGUUGCCCGUGAAGAAGUAUGUCGCUCAUAGUGGCGCGGCAAAAGACAUGGCCUCAUUUCAGCAGCUUGUGCAGAACAAGUUCGUCGGACUGAAAUCCAAUACAGUCUUCGUCAAUACGAAUCUGCAGCAGCAGGAGACCAAGGACGACCUGAUGCGACUUUUGCGUGAGCAUGUGGAGCGCAACCUGGUCAAGAUUGGCAAGAAGUUCUAUAGACAGAAGCAGGGCAUUCCCCAGGGCUCGAUUCUAUCAAGUAUUCUGUGCAACUUCUUCUACGCAGAGCUUGAGCGUGACGUCCUCAGCUUCGCGCUCGGCGAUGACUGCUUACUGUUGCGACUGUUGGAUGACUUCCUUCUGAUCACGAUCAAACAGCAACAUGCAGAACGAUUCCUUCGGGUAAUGCAUCGAGGGCAUCCUGAAUAUGGGGUCGUUGUCAAAACAUCAAAGUCGCUGGCAAACUUCGACGCUGUUACAGAAACUGGCCACUGCAUACCCAAAGCUGCCUCGGACAGCAAAUUUCCAUACUGUGGAGUUUGCAUUGACACAACUACGCUCGAGGUCAACAAGAAGAGUGAGCGGUCUGCAAGGACUGAUGUUGAAGAUUCUUUGACUGUCGAUCUGGCAAAAAUGCCUGGCCAGACCUUCCAUCGCAAGGCUCUCAAGUGA